AGCGGAAUCCUUUAACGGCAGUGUGUGAUUUAAAAUCCUAUUGAAUAAAGUUUUCCCACCGCAGUGAUCCAAGAACUCUAAAUAUGCCUAUGUUGAAAAGAAAAGCCUUUGAGAAAUCUUCUGUGUCGGAAUACCUGAGAGACGACGAUGAGGUAUUCCAUUGUGAGAUCACCGAUGAAAUUUUCAAGGAUUACGAAGAAUACUGCGAAAGGAUUAUCCUCGUCAAUUCCAUGGUAUGGACGUGUGAGAUGACUGGAAAGAAUAAUUUGACCUAUGCUGAAGCUUUAGAUAGUGAGAAGGCAGCAAGGAAAUCUCUGAAGAACUUUCCAAUGGAACUCAGGAUUCCAAUCCUAUAUCUUGCUAGCAGAACACAGAGAAGUGCCUUUUCAGAGAUGUCUGAAGAUGUGUUUAAUUUUGUGAGAGAAAGGUUUUUUGUGGGUGAGUCCGUGGAAGCCUGCCUUGAGGGUGACCACUGGCAAGAGGCACAUAUUCUGUCUGUGACUGCUCAGAAACAACAUCCUGAUAAUAAUACAAUGCUGCCGGCAUCCGCAUAUUGUUAUGAAGUAGAACAGUACACUGAAGCAGACUCAGCAAUGGCUGGUCAGAUAGGCACGGCUCCAUAUGAGAGAAUGCGUCGACGUAAAGGUAUAUAUUCCAGAGAAAAGAACAGACUGUUCUUGAAACAAUUUGUGGAGAUGGGCCCAGUCAUAACUAUAAAGAAAUCUGCAUUAGACAAAUAUAACAUACAUCGAGUGAGUUUUGAUCAAAUAUUUACGGGUAAACCUCCUGUGUUCCCUCCAUCUAAGAAGUUCAAGGCCUCAAUAUCACCAUCAACAUCAAAAAUUUCCAACCCCGGCUCCGCUUCAAAACUCAACAACAAGUCACUGAAGAAAUUAAGCCCAGAUAAAAAGGGUCGGCAAGAAUCUAUGGACAAGUUCUUAAAGAAACCUAAUAAGGCAGAAGAUACAAAAAGCAGACCAUCUGCAAAUCCAGAAGCAAAACUCCGUGCUCAACAGUUGGCAGAUAAGAUGAGACAAGCUGAAGAGCAGCUCCGACAACGAAAGGAAGAAGAAAAGGCGAGGAAGAGAGAGAAGGAAGCCCAGGUUCUGGCUUAUAUGAAGGAGUGGCAGAAGGUUAAAGAUGACCUGGAGUUAGAAGACCAUAAGAUAUUACCCAAAGGAACACCAGUGGAAAUAGAAGGUAUAGAAGCCAAGCAUUUUGGGGACAUUCUCUCUGUUUUGGAUUUUGUUCACUCUUUCUGUGAUGUGCUUAAGGCAAAGGACAUAUUACAAAAUGAUUUGGAUUUGGACACAUUUCGUAAGGCCCUUAUCAGUAAAGAACAUACGGGAGUCUUCAGUGAUAUCAUAAAGAUGUUUCUGAUGACAAUAUUCUCUUUGCAAGAGGAAGAGGCUGAGGAGUAUAAUGUGAAGGGAAGGAUCCAGGAAUCAAGAGAAGAGAAGCCACCGGACGGUAACCUUAAUGUAGACAGGUCUAUACAACUGGCCACAAAGGCAAGCAAAUGGGCGCAAACAUACCUUGGCACUCCCCUCAGCAAGCUCCAGCUAGAUCCUACCACAGUUAGUGAAGUAUUAAGAAUGCACCUCCUGUCAUCGGGUUGCUGGAUCGGCGCCCGCUCUGUGUCCUGGCGACAGCAGCGUGGAGCCUACAGCAGCGCCGACGACCCCGGACUGCAGUUGCGCAUGCGCAGUCCGCACAUUCUGCGGCGUCUGGCGUGCGCGCAUGUUGCCGACCUACCAACCGACGACAAGCUAGAAAUAGUGCAGUGCCUGAUGAACCAGGUGCUGAGUUACGCCGCCGUGCGUGACAUCGUGGAGGAGAAGGUCGAAGAACACAAGAACCUAAAACAGACACUCAAGACAUUACAGAUUAAUGAGCGCAAACGUGAGCCGCAACUAGCAGUGGCCAGAACUGAAGUGAAACGUGAAGCUAUUGCCAAAAAGGCUGAGCAGAAACUGUCGGGUGAAGCAGCCAGGAUAGUAGAUGAGCAAGUUGAGUUGUCCAUCGAGAAGCUGAAGAAGGAAAGUGAGAUGAAGAAGAUCGAGUUUGAGAAGAAGCAGAAGGAGCUGCAAGCACAGCUUUUUGAAUUUACACAUUACCUGGGUAUGGACCGCGCUUACAACCGGUAUUGGAUAUCGCAGCGAGUGGGCGGGCUCUUCGUGGAGGCGGGCGCGGAGGGGCGUGGCCCGUGUCGUGUGCGGCCCGUGCCGGUACCGACCGUGCCGGUACCGACCCGCGCGCGGGACGCCGACGUGCUGGCGUACGUCACCGACCUGUACCACGCGGGACAUCACGAGGGCAGUGAUAAGGAGAACGACGGCACGAAUUCUCGCGGCAACUCGCCCAAAAAACCGCUGGCGGUGAACGGAGUCAACAAGGCGCUGUCUGAUGAUAGCGUGCGCCAGAUGCGAGAGCUGAUGGUGUGCACUGCCGAUAUCAACACAUGCUACGUGCAUGGCAAGUUGGGCCGUCCAUCAUGGUGGGUGUUUAACACGACUGAACAGCUGGACGCUCUGGUGACUGCGCUGAACAAACGUGGAGCCCGCGAGCUGGACUUGUGGCAGAACAUCGAUUACUCCAAGCAGCAGAUACAGCAACACUUGGAGCAGUGCCAGAUACAAUGGCUCAAUCCGCGUGUGGUCCAGAACGGCACUGGGCCGGCUCCGCCACGCGUCGUCAACGUUCCAUCGACCCGGCGACGAGCCGCCGCGCAGGCUUCGCUGGUGGUGGCACCUGACUGCUCGCUGCAGGAGACGCUGGAGCUGACGCUGCGGGAUCACAUCCUUGAGCUGGAGGAGAAAGUCUUCCACGGCUGUCUUGGCGCUAUCAAAGUUAAGGACCGUGAAGCGUGGCGCGGAACUCUGAUGCUGCGCGGCUACGACAAGCAGGUGGAGUGGCUCACCUGGGGACCUGGCGGCGUCUGCUCCGACCGGCCCGCCUCGCGCCCGCACACGCCGCACUCCCCGGCCUCCACGCGGGAAGCUACUCCGGAAGACAUAAGAGACCCGUUAGAGAAUAUUCGAAGAUACCGCGACCCCGGAUACUACCUGGAACCAGUAAAAGUUAAUGGCAUCAAGUUGGAGCCGGAAUCUAACCCGGAUCUGGUGAAAAGUCUGGCCAGCGCAUUGCUGCAGGUAUCACAGGGCAUCCAGCACAAGUACAUCAAGAGACCACUUGGUCUGAGUGAUAAGCAGCUCAAGGAACGCGAUGCAAAGAACAAGGGUGUGGAGAUGAAGCUGGAGACGCUGGAGCGCUGGGAGAUGUCCCUGAUGGGGGCGCGCAGCCUGGCCGCCGUGACCCUGCACCUGGUGGUGCUGGAGGCCAGCGUGUGGUGGCGGGCCAGCGUGCUGCUGGCCAGCUGCCGCCUGUGCCGGCGCCGCACCGACCCCGACAGCAUGCUGCUGUGCGACGGCUGCGACGAGGGCCACCACCUCUACUGUCUGCGACCGCCGCUCACCAAAGUACCAGAUGGCGACUGGUUCUGCGACCGAUGCCGACCUAAAGAAAAGACGCCGCGGAAACGUAGGAAGUUGUUCCGAGAUGAGGCUAUCGUCGAGGAGAUAGAAGACAGAGUCAUCGAAGCGUCGCUGCGCCGCGGCCGCCAUCUCCUCAAUCCACCAGUACGCCAGGAGUGUGCACCGGAGAUCCACCUCCACCGAAUCAGAAGACAGCGAGUCAAAUAGUGUGCUUGUCCGCGUGAAGUCGGGUCGACGGUCGCGCACCGCUGAGCCAUCGCCGGAGCCGAGCGCUGGUCGCCGCGGCAGGAAGUCUAAGGAGGAGCACAACAGCAGCGUCAACAGACGAGGCAAAUCCUCCCUGACCAACGGAGUUCACG
Messenger RNA from Leptidea sinapis, 3853 nucleotides. RefSeq names its product bromodomain adjacent to zinc finger domain protein 1A (gene Acf). Gene Ontology annotation, biological process: chromatin remodeling. The transcript has 21 exons. NCBI's taxonomy places the organism in Eukaryota, Metazoa, Arthropoda, Insecta, Lepidoptera, Pieridae. The record is from RefSeq and is a predicted model, not a curated record. The coding region runs from base 84 to 3701 and encodes 1205 amino acids.